This is a messenger RNA of Lycium barbarum (goji berry), 387 nucleotides long. Its product is annotated as probable carotenoid cleavage dioxygenase 4, chloroplastic. The record is from RefSeq and is a predicted model, not a curated record. Gene Ontology annotation, biological process: carotene catabolic process. Lineage: Eukaryota; Viridiplantae; Streptophyta; Magnoliopsida; Solanales; Solanaceae. Gene Ontology annotation, cellular component: chloroplast stroma. The transcript is spliced from 3 exons. The coding region runs from base 1 to 387 and encodes 128 amino acids. Gene Ontology annotation, molecular function: carotenoid dioxygenase activity.
AUGGUGAGGUACAUAUAUGCAGCUAUUGGAAACCCUUGGCCAAAGGCAAAAGGUGUGGUAAAAUUGGACCUAUCCAUAUCAGAGAUUGAUCAUCGUGAUUGCGUAGUGGCCACCCAAAUUUUUGGACCAAACUGUUUCUGUUGUGAGCCCUUCUUUGUGGCAAAGGACCCCAACAAUGUAUUUGCGGCGGAUGAAGAUGAUGGUUACGUGGUGUGUGAUAUGCACAAUGAGAAUACAAGAGAAUCAAGCCUCUUGGUGAUGGAUGCAAAGUCUCAUGAUCUUGAAAUUGUGGCGGUUGUGAAACUGCCUCGUCGUGUGCCUUAUGGUUUUCAUGGGAUAUUCGUAAAGGAAAGUGAUCUGAACAUGCUAUUGAAAAGUGCCCGGUGA